GAGGUUACUGCUGCUCCAGGGACCCUCAGUCAGGGCAAAUCGGUGGUUAUCAGCACGAUGGCAACUGCCUUGUCUACCAGGAAUGGCAAGAUUGGGACCACAACAGUGCAGACUUUGAAUGGGAGUAACGUGGUGAUGAACUCUCACCACACAGGAAGUGCUGCUUUCUCCGGGACUCCCGCCACUGCUAACCCUGCUUCUGCACCUGCUGUUGCCCCUCUAGUUAACAAUGGACCUGGAUCUGUUGGAAAAGGAAAUACUGUUAAUGCUGUUUUGCCAUCAGCUUCCAACACUGUCAUCCAGACUUCUUUCCUUAAUACUGCUGUGUCGUCUGCAUCUUCUUCCUCGCCCACAGUUAUUUCCUCGCAGCCGCCACCGACCAUUGGAAGUGGGGGGCCCACGGUGACACUGGUGAGGCCACCAAUUCACCCAGCAGGACCCACGGUAGCUGCAGCUGGUGCAGCCACUCAAAAYGGGAGCAAUACUGUGAUCAAUUCAACCAUCAGUGUGGGGAGUUUCCCUGCUGUUGCUACAGCCACUGUGGGAUCUGGAGUUGCCCUCCAGACGUCGCUUGUGAACAGCCAGUCUGGUUCCAGCGUGCCAGCAGCUCCCGCCACGCAGGUCAUCAAAUCUGAGUCUCCAAAAACCAUAGUCCAGGCAGUAACCCAACAGCAGACGCUGGCUACUGGGGGCCAGCCCAGUACUACAGGGGGUAACAUGAUUAUUGGGCAAACUAUGCAAGCUGGCCUCUCCAAUGUUGCUCCCAAUCCUGGUGGGAUAUCUCCUGCAGCUCCUGGCACCCCCACGGGAAUAGCUAAAGGCACUGCCAAUACAGUGGCACAAAGUYUGCCAAGGACUCCAACAGCAACUACAAGUGGAAUCAGAGCAACUUUGACUCCUACAGUUUUAGCACCUCGUUUGCCUCAGCCACCUCAGAAUCCAACUAAUAUUCAGAAUUUUCAGUUACCACCAGGCAUGGUCCUUGUGCGUAGCGAGAACGGGCAGUUGCUGAUGAUCCCUCAGCAAGCCUUGGCACAGAUGCAAGCUCAGGCACAUGCCCAGUCUCAGCCUCAGAACACUCUGACUCCUCGUCCUGCUACACCUACCAGUGCACCUCCCGUACAGAUAUCAACAGUGCAGGCUCCAGGAACGCCUAUUAUUGCACGACAAGUGACACCUACUACUAUUAUCAAGCAAGUGUCUCAGGCUCAAACAACGGUGCAACCCACCACAACGCUACAGCGUCCUCCUGUUGUGCAACCUCAGAUUGUUCUGGGUGGUACCGCACAGACGACUACAUUGGGGACAGCAACGGCUGUACAAACUGGAACUGCGCAAAGAACCGUGCAAGGAACGACAGCAACCUCCACUGCUGCCACAGAAACUAUGGAAAAUGUGAAGAAAUGCAAAAACUUUCUGUCUACAUUAAUAAAACUGGCAUCAUCUGGAAAACAGUCCUCAGAAACUGCGGCUAACGUGAAAGAGUUGGUACAGAACCUGCUGGAUGGAAAAAUUGAAGCAGAAGACUUUACCAGUAGGUUGUACCGAGAACUUAAUUCUUCACCUCAACCUUACCUUGUGCCUUUCCUGAAGAGGAGUUUACCUGCCUUGAGACAGCUAACGCCAGACUCUGCAGCUUUUAUUCAGCAAAGUCAACAGCAGCAGCCCACAACGCAAGCAACAACUGCACUUACGGCGGUGAUGCUAAGCCCCUCCGUUCAGCGCACAGCAGGGAAGGCCACGGCAACGGUAACGAGCACCCUCCAACAACCUGUAAUCAGCCUAACUCAGCCUGCACAAGUUGGUGUUAGCAAACAAGGGCAGUCUGCAUCACUGGUUAUCCAACAGUCUCAAAAAGCUGGGGCCUUGAUAAGGCCUCCACAGGUGACGUUGACGCAGACACCGAUGGUAGCACUGCGACAACCGCAUAGUCGUAUUAUGCUCACUACUUCUCCACAAAUUCAGUUGAAUCAGCUUCAGACAGUACCUGUGGUAAAACCAACAGUAUUACCUGGAAACAAAACUAUUCCUUCUGUUUCRGCACAAAUAGCUGCUGCUCAGAAAAAUAAACUGAAAGAGCCUGGGGGAGGCUCUUUUAGGGAUGACGAUGACAUCAAUGAUGUUGCAUCAAUGGCYGGGGUCAACCUAUCAGAGGAGAGUGCUCGGAUAUUGGCGACAAACUCUGAGCUAGUGGGCACGUUAACAAGGUCCUGUAAAGAUGAAACCUUCCUCUUCUCAGCACCUUUACAAAGAAGGAUAUUAGAAAUAGGUAAAAAACACGGAAUAACAGAAAUACAUCCUGAUGUAGUUAGCUAUGUAUCACAUGCUACACAGCAAAGACUACAAAACCUCGUGGAAAAGUUAUCGGAGACGGCUCAACAAAAGAACAUUUCUUACAAGGAUGAUGAAAGAUACGAACAAGCAAGUGACGUUCGAGCACAGCUCAAGUUCUUUGAACAACUUGAUCAAAUAGAAAAGCAACGUAAAGAUGAACAAGAAAGGGAAAUUUUAAUGCGUGCAGCAAAGUCUCGAUCUAGACAAGAAGAUCCAGAACAGCUUAGGUUGAAACAGAAGGCCAAGGAGAUGCAGCAGCAGGAGCUAGCACAGAUGAGACAGAGGGAUGCCAACUUGACUGCGUUAGCUGCCAUCGGUCCCAGAAAGAAAAGGAAAGUGGAUUCACCGGGUUCUGGAUCAGGGACAGAGGGAUCUGGUUCAAGUGCAGCAGUCCCAGGCAGCUCCGGAGUCGGAACAACCAGACAGUUUACGCGACAAAGGAUAACGCGGGUGAACCUCAGGGACCUCAUAUUUUGUUUAGAAAAUGAGCGAGAGACAAGCCAUUCACUAUUGCUAUAUAAAGCAUUCCUUAAGUAAAAUGGAAAAGAUCAAGGUAUUUUUGAUGGAGAGCCGCCUGAGGACUUUUUUUUAUAUAUUUGCAGAUUACGCCUUUUUGUAACAAGCAAAUGGGAUAUUGUUUAAAAAAACAACCACCUCUUUACAUGGAACAGUUUUAUAUUCCUGUUUAUAAAUAAACUCUUCAGUAUAAGAGAAAUACAUUUCUGUAACAGUGAGGAUACUUACAAGGCCUGUGGAUACUAUAAAAGGACAAUUAAAUUUUAACUCAUCUCUUGAUUGAGUGGCCUUCUUGCCAAACAAGCCAUAUAUAAAGACUGAUGGAAUCGUUUAGCAAAUAACUAGCUACCCUUUGUCAGCCCUGUAGCAGUUUCGACAUUAAUUGUGCAUUUUAGUUCAGUUUUAYUCAACUAAAUCAAUUAUAUAGGCAUAUGUCUACAGCAGAUGACCUCAUUUCAUUUAGCUUUUUUUAAACAGUCAGUUAGCAAAGCAAACUGAUUUUUAAGAAUAUUUAUCUUUUCCCCCCAAAUGUUCAAAAAGCUAGAGGGAUAUACAGUUAAUUUUAAACAUAACCUCAAUUUUAAUCACAUUAUUGCUUAUUAGAGGCCCUGAAAUCCCAUAAAGGAGGGUUACUUCUGAAUGUUUUAGCAGCAUCUGUAAAAAUGCAUUUUAUUUGCUAUAGUUUGUAAAGCUGUAAAGUUAAAAAAGGAAAAAAAGGAAAAAAAGAGAAACCUUUUCAGCAUAAAUAUAUUUUACUUGCACUGUGUUUUUUAGCUAAAGUGAAAGCUUAGAUUAAAUAAAAUCAAAGUUGAGAGGAAUCAUCAAAAGACUGUUUCUCAGUGUGAAUCAAGUGUUGAAAAUGGUUGGUGUAUUUUGUCAGUAAUUGUACAUAAUUUUUGGCACAUAACAUAAAAAUGGCUAUGUAAACUAUAAUUAUUUUGCUAAAAGACUGUAUGCAAGCUGUGGGCCUACUUUAAAGAUGUCCAGAGCAAAGUCCCUUCUUUGUACCUAUUUUUUUAUUACAAAUAUACUAAUUGGUUCUUUAUAUUUUCAGAGGUUAUUGUAUUAAAUUGUCUAUUGAUAGUACUUUUAUGACUGUAAAUACUUUGGCUUUCUUUGUGUGAACUCUCAUGGUAGAAUUUAACUCUCUUGCGUGUAAACUGAAUGCUGAUCAGUAUUUUUAUCAACACCUGACAACUGUUACACCCCUUUUAUUUUGUCUUUUAGGAAAUCCUGUCUUUCC
This is a messenger RNA of Nothoprocta perdicaria, 4093 nucleotides long. RefSeq names its product TATA-box binding protein associated factor 4 (gene TAF4). Gene Ontology annotation, cellular component: transcription factor TFIID complex. The transcript is spliced from 15 exons. Gene Ontology annotation, molecular function: protein heterodimerization activity; RNA polymerase II general transcription initiation factor activity; DNA binding. The coding region runs from base 58 to 2871 and encodes 937 amino acids. Gene Ontology annotation, biological process: transcription initiation at RNA polymerase II promoter; DNA-templated transcription. Lineage: Eukaryota; Metazoa; Chordata; Aves; Tinamiformes; Tinamidae. The record is from RefSeq and is a predicted model, not a curated record.